Molecule: messenger RNA, 5570 nt
Organism: Fukomys damarensis (Damara mole-rat)
Lineage: Eukaryota; Metazoa; Chordata; Mammalia; Rodentia; Bathyergidae
Gene: Dhx33
Product: DEAH-box helicase 33
Exons: 12
Coding region: 107-2248 (713 amino acids)
Biological process (GO): positive regulation of transcription by RNA polymerase I
Cellular component (GO): intracellular anatomical structure; nucleolus
Molecular function (GO): RNA binding; ATP binding
Source: RefSeq, a predicted model, not a curated record
GCAGCCCGCAGCACGUGGGGGGAAAGGGCGGUGCGCGCUCGCCUUCCGCUCGGGCGAAGAGCGGGAGCUACUGGGGCCGAGGUCUCCCGCGUGGCGCCCUCGCGACAUGCCGGAGGAGGCGCGCUUCCCUGCGGCCAAGAGAUUCCGACGCGGCUCAGGACCUCCGAGCCGUGUCGGGUCCUGCCCUCCUGGGAGGCGAGUAGUUAUGCUGCUGACAGCGGGCAGUGGCGGUAGAGGCGGCGGCGGCAGAGGAGGAGGAGAAGGAGGAGGUCGAAGGCAGCCGCCCCUGGCCCAGCCUUCAGCCAGUCCCUACCGCGAGGCCCUGGAGCUGCAGCGCCGGAGUCUGCCCAUCUUCCAGGCGCGGGGACAGCUGCUGGCCCAGCUUCGAAACCUGGACAGUGCUGUCCUCAUCGGGGAAACUGGCUCUGGGAAGACGACUCAGCUCCCUCAGUACCUCUAUGAAGUGGGUAUUGGCCGCCAGGGCAUCAUUGCUGUGACCCAGCCCCGUCGAGUGGCUGCCAUUUCUCUUGCUACUAGAGUCUCAGAUGAGAAGAGAACUGAACUUGGGAAGCUGGUUGGCUAUACAGUGCGCUUUGAGGAUGUCACCUCCGAAGACACCAGGAUCAAAUUCCUAACAGAUGGCAUGCUUCUGCGUGAAGCAAUUUCAGAUUCCCUGCUUCGGAAGUACAGCUGUGUCAUUUUGGAUGAAGCCCAUGAAAGGACUAUCCACACAGAUGUGCUCUUUGGAGUGGUGAAAGCGGCACAGAAGAGGCGAAAGGAGCUGGGGAAACUGCCUCUGAAAGUGGUUGUGAUGUCAGCUACCAUGGAUGUGGAUCUGUUUUCUCAGUAUUUCAAUGGAGCACCUGUCCUCUACCUGGAGGGUCGGCAGCAUCCAAUCCAGAUUUUUUAUACCAAACAGCCUCAGCAUGAUUACCUGCAUGCCGCUCUUGUCUCAGUCUUCCAGAUACACCAGGAAGCCCCUUCUUCUCAGGACAUCUUGGUGUUCCUCACUGGUCAGGAGGAGAUUGAAGCAAUGAGCAAAACCUGCCGAGACAUUGCAAAGCACCUCCCAGACGGCUGCCCUGGGAUGCUAGUCCUUCCUCUGUAUGCCUCCCUGCCCUACACACAGCAACUCCGAGUCUUCCAAGGGGCCCCAAAGGGCUAUCGCAAAGUGAUCAUUUCAACCAACAUCGCUGAAACCUCCAUAACCAUUUCAGGAAUAAAAUAUGUAGUUGACACGGGCAUGGUUAAAGCAAAGAAGUAUAACCCUGACAGUGGUCUUGAGGUGUUAGCUGUGCAGCGGGUGUCAAAGACCCAGGCCUGGCAGCGCACAGGGAGGGCUGGCAGAGAGGACAGUGGCGUCUGUUACCGGCUCUACACUGAGGAGGAGUUUGAGAAGUUCGAUAAGAUGACUGUGCCAGAGAUCCAAAGGUGUAACCUUUCAAAUGUGAUGCUGCAGCUCCUGGCAAUGAAAGUUCCAAACGUGCUCACCUUUGACUUCAUGUCCAAACCAUCUCCAGAUCACAUUCAGGCGGCCAUUGCCCAGCUGGACCUGUUAGGUGCUCUUGAACAUAAGGAUGACCAGCUUACCCUGACUCCAAUUGGAAGAAAGAUGGCAGCAUUUCCUUUAGAGCCCAAAUUUGCCAAAACCAUCCUCCUGUCUCCCAAAUUCCACUGCACAGAGGAGAUUCUGACUAUCGUUUCCCUACUGUCCGUGGAUAGUGUUCUCUACAGCCCUCCUGCCCGGCGGGAUGAAGUACAGGGUGUCCGGAAGAAGUUCAUUUCUAGUGAGGGGGAUCACAUUACCCUGCUCAAUAUCUAUCGGGCCUUCAAAAACAUAGGUGGAAACAAGGACUGGUGCAAAGAAAACUUCGUCAACAGCAAGAAUAUGAUGCUAGUAGCUGAAGUCAGAGCACAGCUGAGGGAAAUCUGCUUAAAGAUGUCAAUGCCAAUUUUGUCAUCGCGAGGAGACGUGGACAGCAUCCGCCGCUGCCUGGCUCAUAGCCUCUUCAUGAGCACUGCUGAGCUGCAGCCCGAUGGUACCUAUGCCACUACGGACACCCACCAGCCAGUAGCCAUCCAUCCGUCAUCUGUCCUCUUCCACUGCAAGCCAGCCUGCGUUGUGUACACUGAGCUGCUCUACACCAAUAAGUGCUACAUGCGGGACCUCUGCGUGGUGGACGCUGAGUGGCUGUAUGAGGCUGCCCCAGAGUACUUCCGGAGGAAGCUAAGAACCGCCAGAAGCUGAGCCACCUCAGGGAGCUGCCAGAUGGCUGGUGCCUGGGGCUUGACUGCCAGGUCAGCAUCUAGAGAAGCUACAAGUGUCCCUGCAGCUGAAUGUGGUGACGUCCAGGAGCUUGAAAACAUCUUUACUUAAACUCCUCAGACUGAACUGUGUAGAUGUGUACAUAUUAUUUAUACCUUGGAAACUUUAGAGUUGUGCUUUUGGUUCUUACUGGGUGACUUUGAGUAACUUAGUUAAUUUCUGAGCCUCCUUUUUCUCAUCUGCCAAAUAGGGGGUAACUGUAGCAUUGGGAGUCUAAAGAAAAUGAAUGGCCAGUAAUCAGCUUUGCCUGGCGUAGGACAGAUAGAAGGUGAAUUGUGAGUCAUGUGUAAUGUCAUUGUUUUCUAGGUAAUAAUGUGGAUGAAGUACUACCAUGAUCUCCUGAGUUCAUAUGACUAAAGGAGAUUUUCUAGAAGGGACCAUAGAAAGUUUCAGAACUUAAAUGUUGCUCUUGAUUCUACUUUACUCUUUUUUUGUGGUGGUGGUGCUGGGAUUGAACCCAGGAUCUUGUGUGUCUGGCAGGUGCUCCUCCACUGUGCCACACCCCUAGCCCCUCGAUUCUAUUUUAAUGUCUACCUGUAUGAAGCUUUAAAAUAGAAAACAUGAGACAUUAACUUGUAGACAUUUCAGGAGGGAGGUGCUGUUGUCUCGCCCCUGGUAUGUCCUCUCCUAUUGAACCUCAUGUGUAGGCUGUGGACAGCUGUUUGUCUCCAAGCAGAGACCAGUAAAGGAGUCUCUUGGUCCUUGGUGCCUCUAUUGUGCAAGAUUCCAUCAAUGCUUUCAGAAAUGUAGUUUCCUGGGUUAAGGUUGAUUUGUACCUUCUGAAUCAUAUCAGGUACAGACCUGGGAAACCGUCCUUUCCACAUGAUGGCCUCCUCCAAAACCAGUUGUCAUUUUUUCUUUAACUGGGCACUGAGGAACAAAUGUGCAUGUGGGGUGAUUUCAUGCUUUUGUGAUUUCCGCUGUCUCCCUUUGGGCAGGGCUACUGGCAAGAGCUGAUGAUGGAGAGAGGAAAGAGAUGAUGAUCAGUGAAAAUUCAAGAGCACUGGCUCAUCUCUUCCCCGACAGCUUGUCUCCACCCCACCUCCCUGUACCAGGGAUGGAAAUCAGGACUUGGUGCUUGCCAGGUGGGCACAGCACCACUGAGCUAAAUCUUGCCACCAUUAAACUUUAUCCUGGCUCUUACUAAUUUUCUAGUCUUUUCGCCUCCAUAGAUCCUCAGGGACAGUUUGGAUUUACUAUUUCCUAACUACGCCAGGCACUUCUGAUUCUUCUUUUUUGCUUUUUGUGGUACUGGGGAUCAAACUCAGGACCUUGCACAUGCAAGGCAGGCAGUGGAAGCACUAAGCUAAAUCCCCAGCCCUCCUAUUGCCUCUUUCUGUUGGGAAAAUACACUAAAGGUUCUUCUUAGUUAGUUAGUUAUCAAAAGUAAACAGUCUUUCCUCAGAGUGUUAGGAUUAGAUGAAGUAAGAUUUAGCCCUAUUAUUAUGCUUAUUUUGUGUAGUUAUAAAUGAAGUCAGGGAUGGUGGAACAUGCCUGUAAUCCCUGUACUCCAAAUGCUGUGGCAGGACUGUGAGUUCAAAUCUAGUUUGAAUUUCAUAGUGAGACUGUUUUAAAAAAAACAUGGAAACUGGUUGUGGUGACACACCUAUAAUCCCAGCAUUCUAAAGGGUAAGGCGGGAAGAUCACCAUGAGUUCUAGGCCAGCCUGGACUACUUAGUGGGUUCCAGGCCAGAAUGAGCCACAUAGUUAGGCUGUCUCAAAAAAAGAAAAAGAAAAAGAAAAAAAAUACAAUGGUUGGUCUUGAUGGUCUUCAUUUAGGGUCCAGCAAGUUCUUUAGAAAUCAUAACCUGAUGUGCACCUCCAUGGUGGGUCUCAUCAGCCUAGUUUUGUAAGUCUGAGUCAGUCUUCAUAAGCACCAGGUCUUGAGCAGCUACAUUUUUUGCCAGCGUUUAGAGUUGUCUGGUCACUUAUGAUUUAUUUCUGUUAGAAAUGAUUACAACUAGGCCAAAUGGAUGUGACAGAUCCUGUAUACCUUAUCAUAUGGAAUUAUUUAACUGGUUCUUCACAGGUCAGUUCAUUCUUUACCAUUGCUGUCUGAAAAGUUCUCCAGAAAGGUGCUCCCCCUUUGGGUAUUUUUCUCAUUCAUAGUAGGAGGCGAAGAUAUGUGGCCUGACUCGGUAAAAUAAAAUUUUGUAUUUUUAAUAGAACAUUCAUCAUCCUGAUUAAAAAAAAUGGGAGUUGACAAUCUGUUCCUCAGUAGUUAGUAAGUUUCCUCAUAUGUUCCUCAACAAAUUAGCUAAAGGUGUUCUCUAGGUCAAGGAAAAUUUAACUUGGAGAAAUUUAUGUCCAGUUUCAAAACCUGGACAGUUUUUAGAAAUGUAUAGUCUUCUCUGAGCAGUAAAGAAGGUAAGCAGCUUCUAAGUAGCUUUAAUGUUUAUAGAAAUAUAUUUAUCACUGUAACAUUGUAGAAUUUUACUACAGUAGUUUUUUAUUGGGCUUUUUGAAAAGUUGAUUUUUAACAUAGCCUCAGGGAUUAAAUCAGAUGGGAAAACCAUUCUGACUCCACAUAUUACUACAAUGAGAUAAAUAAGUGGUUAUUUUAUUAAGCUUCAGGGGUUAGUAUAAAUUUAAACUUUCAUAUUGGAGGUUAAAUAUUUCACAGUGAUAUUGCAGUACCAUCUUGAGCUGUUCUUUUUCAGUUGGUAAAAUCUCUGAUGGUGUGAUACGUCUUUUCUGACCUCAGAAAUCUCUUAUCUGUGAAUCACCAGCUCCCAGGACUGAGUAGGUGCACCCCAGGCAGCUCUGCAUGCCUGUCCUGGGUGUCUGUCUUUAGUGCCAGUAGGUUGGAGUGUGGGACACUUGGAGUAACACUCACUUCAUUCCUGGGGGAGGCUGUGAACACCAGGGCUUUGGGGAAAAUCCUUAAGGCUGCUGCUCUGGUAGCUGAAGGGACGCCCAAAUGGCAGCAUGUUUUUGCUUUGUGUGUAAAGCUGAUUAUUUACUGUGAUGUAAAUCCAAGCAACUGAGCCACCUGAAACUGUGGCCAUGCAUCUAAGAUGUUGUUGCUUGGAUAUAUAAAUAAAUGCUGCACUUGUGGGGGAAACAAGAACUUUAUUGUACUGUAUUUGAAAAGACUUAAUUUGCAGAAAAAAAAAACGAGAAAAAAGUUGAUGUAGGUUUAUGUUGUGUUUUUGAGUGUGGUCUUAAUUCAGGCAUAACUAAACAUCAGCUCUUGUAUUUAAUGGUGAAAUUUGCACUCGACUAUCAAAUCCAUAAAAAUGAA